AUGGCAAGCUACGCUUCCGCCAAUUUCCCAACAGCGGAGUCUUAUCCCUUCGGCGGAAACGGCGCCCGGCGGCCUCUCAUGGACAGUCGUGCCUGGAAUUUGAUCUUUCACGAGUCGCAAACGAACACUCCCCGCAAAGCCGUUUCGAUCAUGACUCUUAUCUGCCUCAGCACGGUGAUGGGAUUCAUUACGGCGGUUGCCAUCGUCAUGGGAUCAUUCUCCUACGCUGCACACUGGGACGUUAUCCCUGAGGAUAUCUGGGACUACUAUGAGAACUACGAUUUUUCCUGGUCUUUUCGCAACCAGGUGAUUUGGCUCGAUGCACACGACAUCUUCUGGUGGUUAGUCUUCACGGCGGUAUGGAUGCUGUCGACGAUGAUCAUGUAUCGUGUGUUCUUGUACGUCAGGUUUGCCCCGUUUCGCGAGGCGAAGCACAGGGGGUACCAAGAUUGA
Molecule: messenger RNA, 453 nt
Organism: Colletotrichum tamarilloi
Lineage: Eukaryota; Fungi; Ascomycota; Sordariomycetes; Glomerellales; Glomerellaceae
Exons: 1
Coding region: 1-453 (150 amino acids)
Source: RefSeq, a predicted model, not a curated record